Molecule: messenger RNA, 2621 nt
Organism: Solanum lycopersicum (tomato)
Lineage: Eukaryota; Viridiplantae; Streptophyta; Magnoliopsida; Solanales; Solanaceae
Product: putative RING-H2 finger protein ATL12
Source: RefSeq, a predicted model, not a curated record
UUGCAUAUACUGUUGAUUGAAAUGCUAAAUUAGUUGCCUCCUUGCAAUCAAAUGGUUUAUAACCCAAAUCCCGAAGGGUGAUAUGAAGUACAAGGGCUGGCUACUGUUUCCUGUGUCAAAAAUGAGUCCAAGUAUAUGUAAUCUAUUUGAAUUUUAAGGGUUGAACUUAAGGUUAUUUGAAUUGAGUUAAAUUUCAACUCGUUAAAGUCUUAACCUAUUUUAAAAGAAAUCAUUUGAGUCUGAUUUAAUCCCGUUUUGAAACUCCACUAUACUAUUUGUAUAUAAAUAGGUUUACAUUUAUUUCAAUGGUUCAAAUAUACCCCUGUAUCAGCAUUGUAAAAGAUGUCCAUCUAAUACUAACACAUUAAUGAGGUGGACGUCGCAUGGCAUACCCUGCCAACGCCGAUAUCGCUUUUCAAUAUCAACUCUUAUCGCAUCAAUCAAUCGGUCAACUUUAGAAAACCGUCGAAUUGUUGUCAACUCAUUUACUUAUUCUCCCUCCACCUUCACCAUCAUUGUUAUUUUAAAAUGAAAUGGAGAGGAUACUUGUUAUGAAUAUCAAUUCUAAAGUAUUAAUCUAUCACCAAUAUGCCAACUAGUGUCAUAUUAAGACGUGCUUAAGAGUAUUAACUAACAUCAUGUGUUAUCCAACCUAACCCAAGAAAAUAAUUUUAUUUUUUUCUUAUAUUAUUAAAGAAGCACCAAUACAUUAUCUGUUGACUAAGCAAAAAGUUCUUUACUCUUCAGCAUUCAUCCAUGUGCUUUUGGCACAAAACCAUCCGGAUUUUCUGUUUAUUUAUUGUCGUUUUGUUUCUUCUAAGAGUGAUACACUUCGUACGUGUAUAUUUGGACCAUUUUAUCUGACUUUUUUUUUUAUUGAGAAAACGUUAUUUUGAUAGACGAGUCAUUGUGUUUCGAAAUACAAUCCGAAAAUAAUAUAGAAAGUUGUGCCCUGGCUAGUUGUGCUCUAGCUAUGAGUGAGAUGAUGUGGUCAAAAUUGAGGGGGUAAAAGAAAGUGGAUAUUCAGGGGUGUAGCUAAUAGCCAUCCCCAACUGGACAUCCUUAUAUAAAUGUUAAAUUCUAAUGGAUAUAUAUUUAAAGUUUGACAUUCUUUGACAAAACAGUAGUAAUGAAUAUUUAUUUGAAUUAAAGAAUUUUCGCAUUCAAACUCAAAAUAGCAUAGUAUGUUUUUUUUUACAACAACACACCAUUAUUCUUUGACAUCUUUAUUGUUUUAUUUUGACAUAGUUAUUCUUGAACACCCAUAUUAUUUUAUUUUGACAUCGACACAUCAUUAUUUUUGGACAAAACUUCUGGCUAUGAUAAUAUUUUUUUAUUAGCAGAAUAAUAUAUGUGUCAUGUUUAAGCCUUCCCACAUUUCCAUCGCUUUAUUUACAUAAUUCCAACAAUUUUAAAACUUCCCCUUCACAAAUGUACAACAAAUAAAGAGAUGCGCAAGAAUAUUUUAAUGUUACUACUACUUUCAUUGAAUGUAAAAGCUGAAGAUUUGCCAACUUAUUCUUCACAAGAUGUUGUUAGCAGUUUCCAACCAAGUCUUGCUGUUGUUAUUGUUGUCCUCUUCAUCAUGUUUUCACUAACUUUUGUUAUACUCUUCUAUGCCAAGUUUUGUCAUAGGACAUCUUCUGAUGAUGGGGGACAGCUUGUUAGAUCAGUGUCUCAUUCCUCAGGUAUCGAUAAAACUGUGGUGGAAUCACUCCCUAUUUUUCGAUUCUCUUUACUAAGAGGAUCAAAACAAGGACUUGAAUGUUGUGUUUGUUUAUCAAAAUUUGAAGAUAUUGAAAUUCUUAGAUUGAUUCCAAUGUGCAAACAUGCAUUCCACAUUAAAUGUAUUGAUGAAUGGCUGGAAAGACAUUCGACCUGCCCUCUUUGUAGGCAUAAGAUAAGUUGUGAAGACCUUUCAUUGCUUACCUAUUCAGGUAGUUUGAGAUUCUUGCGGAGUCAGUCAAUAAGAGAUGAGGAAUCAAACAUGGAAAUCUAUAUUGAAAGGGAGGACAAUGAAUCUGAAGAGUUGCUAAUACAAGGAAAAGCACUAGAUAGGUUCAAUCAUAGGAUCAUAGUAUCAGAUGUUGUGUUCAAGAAUCGAUGGAGCAAUGUCACUUCUUCAGACCUGAUAUUCUUGAAUUCAGAAAUGCUUAAUGGCAUAACAAGCAACAGAUUCUCAUCAAUGGAUACAACUUGCGAACAAUCCAGAGUAAUAGAAGAAGAUCAAUCAAUCAAUAUAAAGGAUGAGAAGAGAUCCAUGUCAGAAAUAAUAGUGUAUUCAAGAUUCAACAACAGGAACCGAGAGCUUUCAGUUCGAGAUGAAAGGAGGAGGAAGCUUUGGCUUCCAAUUGCAAGGAGAACAGUCAAGUGGUUUGCUAAUAGGGAAACAACAGAAAAUAGAACACAAACACUAAAUGUAUAGAGAAAACAGGCAAUUUUACCAUCAAGGCUUCAAUAUAUCAUCAUGACCUUUGCUCCAGUUUGCAGAUCUUCGAGACUAGCUAUUUGAAGGAAAAAAUAAAUUCUUCAAUUCUGUUUUAGUUGAAAUCUUAUUUUAGAUGGGACCAUUUGUCAAACUAAAGAUUGAUGUAUAUAUGAAAUUAAAAAAAAAAAAUUAC